GGACCGUCGCUUCCUGCCGAAACGCAACUCGAUCAGAAACGUACAGAGUAUCGACAUCCCAUGGUUCCGCUGUGGAAAUGGCCUCGUCUAGUCACCGAGCUAUAAAUGCCAAAUGAGCUGCUAUUUUUUGGAGUCUAACAAAAGAAGAUCGCUCUGUCCGAGCCACUACCUGGAGCAAUUCGGAAGUUUGUUACCGUAAUCUGAGGAGUGAGUAGGCAGAAAAAAACCCACAAUGCCACAUUUCCUGUGGCCAGAGCCGCUGUCACCCGCUCAGCUCAAGCGGUUGGAAGACCAUAAAUACAGCGCCUCUGGUCGAUCCCUGUUUGAGCCACCGUUUCAAAUCUACUGGAACUGGCUCAUCCAGCAAACUCCGACAUGGAUCGCACCAAACACUCUGACUAUAGUUGGACUGCUGGUCAAUAUCUUCUCCACGGUGGUGCUUGUUUAUUUUUGUCCCACGGCAACAGAGGAGGCUCCAGCAUGGGCCUUCAUCAUGAGUGCUUUGGGCCUGUUCAUCUACCAGUCGCUGGACGCCAUUGAUGGGAAGCAGGCCAGGAGGACAAACAGCAGCUCACCCCUCGGAGAGCUCUUCGACCACGGCUGUGAUGCUGUAUCCACAGUCUUUGUUGCUGUGGGAACAUGCAUUUCAUGUGGAAUAGGAAUGUACCCAAACUGGAUUUUCUUCUGCGGUUUCAUCGGGAUGUUCAUGUUCUUCUGUGCCCACUGGCAGACCUACGUGUCUGGGACCCUCCGCUUUGGCCUGAUUGACGUGACGGAGGUGCAGGUCGCCAUCAUUAUCAUGUACUUGAUAUCGGCUUUUGGAGGCGUGAGCUUUUGGCAAACCACGUUGCCCAUCAUUGGGCUGAAGCUGUAUGUCUUCCCCAUCAUGGGCAUCAUUGGAGGAGCCCUCUACUCCUGCUACAACUACUUCUAUGUCAUUUUGAAUGGAGGUGUUGGCAAAAAUGGCUCUACUGUGGCAGACACCAGUGUGCUGAGUCCUGGUCUGCACGUUGGCCUCGUCCUUACCCUGGCUUUCAUCAUUUUCAAAAAGUCGUCGAGCCACCUGUUUGAGCACCACCCCUGUCUAUACCUGCUCACCUUUGGCAUGGUUAUGUCCAAGAUCUCCAACAAGCUGGUGGUUGCACACAUGACCAAGAGUGAGCUGUACCUUCCAGACACAGCCUUUAUAGGCCCCAGCCUCCUCUUCCUCAACCAGUACUUCAACGGCUUCAUUGAUGAGCACAUAGUCCUCUGGAUUGCCAUGGUCUACUCUCUUCUGGAUCUAACACGCUACUGUACGGGCGUGUGUCUCCAGAUCGCCUCCCACCUGCGCAUCCGAGUCUUCAGCAUCACGCCGCAGAGCAACGCCCACCGCGACUGACGGCUUGCCCGGCGGGAGGAGGCGGGGGGAGACGUGGAUCUCUCCCCGCUCCUGAAAGCAGAUGACCACGACCACGAGGAGACGCUGUCCUCAGCAAGCCAGUGCAGCCUUGACAAAGUGACCACUUCCAAUUAAAACUGCCUUCCAACUUGACUCCAAACCAAAAAACAAAGAAAAAAAAAAAAGCAUGGAACUUGGAAUUCCUCAUUGGCUGUUUUAAAGUUUUACGUUAAACAUCAGUGCAUGUUGUAUACCAAAAUGUUUUCUUUACAGGUAUUUCAUAGCUUGGGAAAAUAUCAAAGCAUUUUGACCUGCUUUAAAUUUACAGACGUGUCUGAUUAACUGCACGAUGAGGCAAAUCUCUUUGAUGUAUGCCCGAACUAAAUGGAUCACCUGUUGUUUUUUUUAAAUCCAUGUUUCCUAAACGUUUUUAUUUAUGAAAUUAAUGUGACUCAAUUUGACAUGAAUCAGGGUUU
Molecule: messenger RNA, 1857 nt
Organism: Scatophagus argus
Lineage: Eukaryota; Metazoa; Chordata; Actinopteri; Scatophagidae
Gene: chpt1
Product: choline phosphotransferase 1
Exons: 8
Coding region: 233-1381 (382 amino acids)
Biological process (GO): phospholipid biosynthetic process
Cellular component (GO): Golgi apparatus; endoplasmic reticulum membrane
Molecular function (GO): diacylglycerol cholinephosphotransferase activity
Source: RefSeq, a predicted model, not a curated record